Messenger RNA from Fonsecaea pedrosoi CBS 271.37, 1344 nucleotides. RefSeq lists its product as uncharacterized. The record is from RefSeq and is a predicted model, not a curated record. Lineage: Eukaryota; Fungi; Ascomycota; Eurotiomycetes; Chaetothyriales; Herpotrichiellaceae. The transcript has 5 exons. Bases 1 to 1344 code for a protein of 447 amino acids.
AUGGCCGACAGAACGCCUCCUUCAACUCAAGGCUAUGACCGGGUUGAAUUCUACAGCUGCGAAACGAGUGUCGCGAGGAUCGAGAGGGACAGAAGGGAUCUGCUUACCAGUAAUCGGUUCAGAAUCCUAAUCGUCAAAUGUCCUCAGCCUUCAGAUGGGCCAUCCUUGAUCGAAUCGUCCUCAUCGUCCGACUCCUCGUCUCCGGCCAAGUCAGCGCUGACCAAAUCAAAGCCAUCCGACGAUCACGAACUGGAAGACGAUCCUCUGUACAACCAAGACCAAAUCCUUCAAGUGGCGCGCAACAACGGCUGGAUCGACGAGCACUUCGACUCGUACAUCAAGAACAACACGGCCAGUUCGGCGGUUUUCGAUAGUCCCGAGAGCAUCAGGCUGAUUGCACAGUCCCCGAAGGACGAUGGCUUUCCGUUCUUCUCGCUGGCCUUCACACAGCGCUUUUCCGAAACUCGCCAGUACGAUUCUGACUGGGAAUGCCUCGUCUUCUUUCGACCCGCCGGCCUCUGGGACAAUCAGGUUGGACCCUUGCUCACCCGCAACCCUUUCCCACACGACUACCCGGAACCUCUCCAGCCUGAUUUCAUGGUGCUGCCGGUGACGCUACUGCGGUGGCAGGUGGACGACAUCAUCAACGAGCUGAACAAGACCAAGAAAUCCCUCAUGAACCACGACCGGGGUUUUGGUUCGAAACCGGUCCCGGAGCUCAAGAACAUCAAGAAAGUCCUGUUUGAACUGCGACAGAAGAACUUCUUCCUGCGUCACCGACGGGACUUUGCGAGAGAGUUUGCAGAAACUCUGCUAGAGACCUUUCGGGCCAUCGAGAGGCGGCAUUCGAGCCCGGACGAGACGCCCGUGUAUUCCCCAUCAAUGAUUGCACGUGUGGCAAGCCAACAGGCCAUGUUGAAGAGUGUGGAACGCGAUUUGGAGACGACAGCUUCCAGGAUUGAGUCUCAACUGGAUUUUGUAAGCCUCAAAGACGCCAGCAUUGUUUCGCAUUUACGUACUUACUUCAAACGACAGGCCGACGGACAAAUGAGAGAAGCUUUUGCGCGACGAGACAGCACCUCGAUGAAGGUUAUAGCUGUUGUGACAGUGAUUUUCCUUCCUGCCACCUUCAUAGCCACCAUCUUUAGCAUGGGCAUUUUCGACUGGCAUGCUGGACAGCCGGACGAUGAUACCACAAUUGUAUCAAGUUGGCUUUGGCUGUACUUUGUCUUAUCAAUUGUCUUGACGGCAAUCAUCGUCGUCGUUUGGAAAUUGGCGUCGAAACGCAUCGAGAGGAAAUUGGCAAAGGAAUCCGAGGAAAAAUGGGAAGGAAAAUGGCCAUGA